AUGUUCAAACAACUGUUGUUCUUCUCCGCAGUUUUCUUCGUGAUCUGCUAUGCUAAUCGCCCGUAUCCAGAAGACCCAAAACAAGCGUUAGCUGAUCUUCAAGCGGCUGGAAUCGAUAAGAAGUAUGCUGAAAAGCUCGUGGCCAUCGAACAUAAAGUCAAUGAGGCCACCGCUAAAGCAAACGGAAAUGCAGAGAAAUUGAAGAAAAUUCAAGAGAAGUACAAGAAGUCGCAGCUAGAAUGGAGAAAAUCAUGCCAAAGGAGCAGUUGGAGAAGUGGAAGAAGUUUUUGGCUUAAAUAUCCCAAGAAAGCUGUGCUUGAACUUGUGGCUGCUGGAAUAAGCAAAAAAGUUGCUGAUGUAUUGGUUCAAGGUGAUAAUCUUUACUACAAACAGCUUGCUGCAGCAAAGAGAUGA
Caenorhabditis briggsae is the source of this 414-nucleotide messenger RNA. Bases 1 to 414 code for a protein of 137 amino acids. The transcript is spliced from 3 exons. The record is from RefSeq and is a predicted model, not a curated record. NCBI's taxonomy places the organism in Eukaryota, Metazoa, Nematoda, Chromadorea, Rhabditida, Rhabditidae.